Fusarium sp. VM40 is the source of this 441-nucleotide messenger RNA. The record is from the annotation of a GenBank genome assembly. Lineage: Eukaryota; Fungi; Ascomycota; Sordariomycetes; Hypocreales; Nectriaceae.
AUGGGAAAACUCAUCAAGAAUCACUGGGCUCGCCUCAUCAUCUUGAGCGCUGCAACAUACCAAAUUUUCGCUGCCAUUGAGUGCUUCCUUUGGCCCAAGAUCUUCUGGGACUUCCUCACACGCUCACUGGACGGCGCCGUCAAACCAGUACCGGCUUUACAGAUAAUAAACCUGCUCAUGGGCCUGGGAAUGUUGGCCAUGGAGUGGCCUCUCAACUUUGUCGCCGGCUCAGCUCUUCACCGCUCGCUCGAAUUUCGUCUUGCGAUCCUUCCUCUUACGGCACUGAGUGCAGCUCUGAUCUAUCAAGGCACAAAUGCCGCAAUAUACUACGUGAUAGGCAUGUUCGUCUACUUCUGGGGUUAUAGUGAAGGAGAGAUCAUUUGUGCAAAGCCUUGGACUCUUCCGACUCGUGGACGCAGCGGUGGUGGCACUCGUGUUUAG